AAACAAAAACAAAAGCCAACAAGAACACACAAACUUUAUAAUCUUCCUUGAUUACACAGACACGCUAUGAGAAUUUAGUGUAGGAAAGAAGAGAAUCACACAGAUCCAAUAACUGUCUACACCUAACCUCUCUUCUUCACACACACACACGCACUGUUCAAGAAUGGAGAACACAAGUGGUCCCCCAGGCGAGGAGCUCCUGCUGAAGAAGAUCCAAGAGCUCGAAGCAGGGCAUGCACAGCUCAAACAAGAGAUGACAAGACUUAUAAUAUCAGGUGAUCAUCACAGUAGAGGUGAACGGCAAAGAUCACAAUCUAUAUCUCCGCAAAGAAGGUCAACGGCUCCUGCUCGCCGGAGAGUCGCCGGAAGUGGGUGUGACGGUGGGAUGAACAUGGGUGGUAGACAUUCGUCGCCGUUGCAGAGGGAGAGUAGAGGUGGUGGUGGUGGUGGUGGGGUGGUGCCGGAGAUGAAGAUGAAGUUUACUGAUAGUCAGUAUUUGAAUAUUUUGGAGUCUAUGGGUCAGUCUGUUCACAUUUUUGAUACCAAUUUUCAUAUUUUUUACUGGAACAAAACGGCUGAGCGGCUAUAUGGUUAUACUGCGGCGGAAGCUCAUGGGAGGACUCCUUUAGAACUCUUAGCAGAACAUCAAGAUCAUGAGAUAGGUUAUCAUAUAAUGAGCCGUACAUUAGCUGGGGAGAGCUGGACGGGGCAGUUCCCGAUUAAGACUAAGAAUGGGGAGAAGUUUAUAGUUGUGAGUACUAACACGCCUUUUUAUGAUAAGAAUCAUAAGUUGGUUGGUGUUAUCUGUGUGUCAACUGAUUCGAGGCCAUUUCAAGAACUGAGGACCAGUCUGUCUGCAGCGCAGGCUGCGCAGCAAUCUGAAGCCAAUUCUAGUAUUAGCCGUCCUAGAAGAAUUGCUUCGGCUAGACUAGGGAUAGAUCCACAGCAGCCACUACAACUUGCAAUCGCCUCAAAGAUAUCAGAUAUGGCUUCCAAAGUGAGCAAUAAAGUAAAAGCAAAAAUGAAGAUGGGAGAUAACACCAUUGUUCAUGAGGGUGGAAGUGGAGACAGUCACAAUUCUGAUCGUGUUGUGCCAGAUGUGACUCUCUCUGACCACAAGGAAGAUGCACUUUCAAGUGGGCAUAGCACCCCCAGAGGAGAUACUCAUUCUCCAUUCGGAGUCUUCUCUUCUGGUGCCCAUGACAAGUUUUCAGCUGGAAAGCCAAACACAGAUCCUGGUAACGAAAAUGAUGGAAAACCUGCUAUCCACAAAACUAUUACUAACAAGGCAGAGGCAUGGAUGGGUAAGAAAGGUAUAUCAUGGCCAUGGAAAGGAAAUGAUCGGGAAGGGUCAGAACCAAAUGCUACUCGUUUUGGCUGGCCCUGGCUGCAUAGUGAUCAAGAAAAUGACUCUGUUAAGACAUCUGCAGCUGCUCCAAAACCAGAAAGUCAGGCAUUUGACACAAAUAGAACUGCUCACAGUGAGGCUCCAGGUUCCUGGUCGUCCUCAUUUAAUGUCAACAGUACUAGCAGUGCAAGUAGUUGUGGCAGUACUAGUAGUAGCACUGUUAAUAAAAUGGACAUGGAUAGCGAUUCCUUGGACUAUGAAAUAUUGUGGGAAGACUUGACAGUUGGAGAGCAGAUUGGGCAAGGUUCUUGUGGGACUGUCUUCCAUGCUCUGUGGUAUGGAUCAGAUGUUGCAGUCAAGUUAUUUUCCAGGCAGGAAUAUUCAGAUGAGGUCAUACAUGCUUUCAAGCAAGAGGUGUCCCUGAUGAAAAGGCUACGGCAUCCGAACAUUCUGCUUUUUAUGGGCGCGGUAACUUCACCAGAGCGUCUUGGCAUUGUCACGGAGUUUCUUCCCCGUGGAAGUUUGUUCCGGUUGCUACAGAGGAGUACCACUCGAAUAGACUGGAGAAGACGUAUACACAUGGCACUGGAUAUUGCAAGAGGCGUGAAUUAUCUUCAUCAUUGCAGCCCGCCGAUAGUUCAUCGUGAUUUGAAGUCUUCAAACCUUCUUGUAGACAAGAACUGGACCGUAAAGGUUGGAGACUUUGGUUUGUCACGUCUCAAGCAUGAAACUUUUCUGACAACAAAAACAGGAAAAGGAACGCCCCAAUGGAUGGCCCCAGAAGUUCUACGGAAUGAACCUUCAGAUGAAAAGUCUGACGUGUACAGCUAUGGGGUGAUAUUGUGGGAAAUAGCUACUGAGAAGAUUCCUUGGGACAAUCUUAACUCAAUGCAGGUGAUUGGAGCUGUCGGGUUCAUGAACCACCGGCUAGAGAUCCCUAAAGAGGUGGAUCCACAGUUUGCUUCCAUAAUUGAGAGCUGUUGGCACAGUGAGCCAAGAAGCCGCCCGAGUUUCCAAGAAUUGCUAGAAAAGCUUAAAGAUCUGCUGAGACAGCAUGUUGCUCAAUCUCAAGCAGCCCGCUCAAAUGCAGGAGACGGUUCCUAAAGAGAACGAUGGACGUGAUGUAAAUAGUCGUUGAUUGAUUUGUUGGUGUGUUGACAUCUUUUUCAAAGGUGUGUACCUGCUGCAGCCAAUUGCCUGCAGCAUCGGUAUUACAAAUUGAAUUGCAUGGUGAGCACAGAAUUUUUGUUUACUAUUGAGGUCUCAAGUCAUUGCAUCCUUUGAAUCAUUAAAUCAGAAGAAUUGAUAUUUCUUGAACCUGAAACGUCAGGGAUGUAUUAUUCAAUUAGCAAUAGCUUGUGUAUAUUGCAUUCAUCGGACGUUGUGCACUACUAGAACUAGAACCAUUUGAAAGAUCAUUGUAGAAUUGUACAGUGGCCGCUCAGAAUGAUACCUGAAUAGUGAUGUAAUUGAUCUUUUGCAA
Messenger RNA from Daucus carota subsp. sativus, 2831 nucleotides. RefSeq lists its product as uncharacterized. Lineage: Eukaryota; Viridiplantae; Streptophyta; Magnoliopsida; Apiales; Apiaceae. The transcript is spliced from 13 exons. The coding region runs from base 164 to 2452 and encodes 762 amino acids. Gene Ontology annotation, molecular function: protein kinase activity; ATP binding. Gene Ontology annotation, cellular component: cytoplasm. Gene Ontology annotation, biological process: protein phosphorylation; signal transduction. The record is from RefSeq and is a predicted model, not a curated record.